This is a messenger RNA of Oncorhynchus gorbuscha (pink salmon), 1627 nucleotides long. Its product is annotated as cell adhesion molecule 1-like. The transcript has 11 exons. Bases 31 to 1296 code for a protein of 421 amino acids. Gene Ontology annotation, biological process: susceptibility to natural killer cell mediated cytotoxicity; detection of stimulus; cell recognition. Lineage: Eukaryota; Metazoa; Chordata; Actinopteri; Salmoniformes; Salmonidae. The record is from RefSeq and is a predicted model, not a curated record. Gene Ontology annotation, cellular component: neuron projection; synapse; plasma membrane. Gene Ontology annotation, molecular function: signaling receptor binding.
AGUGCCGCCAGUCUCGAGCAGCUGUCCAACAUGGCGAUCACGGGAAACGGAUCUCUCACUAUUUCUCUCUCUGUUUUCAUGAUUUCAGCAGCGUUUCUUCUAAAAGGAGCCGCUGAGACCUUGUCAGUUGAAGGUCAAAACCUGGGGACUGAUAAUGUAUCAGUGAUUGAGGGAGAGAUGGCGACCAUCAGCUGCAGGGUGAAGAACAAUGAUGACUCAGUCAUCCAGCUCCUCAACCCCAACAGACAGACCAUCUACUUCAGAGACGUCAGACCCCUGAAGGACAGCCGGUUCCAGCUGGUGAAUUUCUCCGACAACGAGCUGCGGGUGUCUCUGUCCAACGUGUCACUGUCAGAUGAGGGACGCUAUGUGUGCCAGCUCUACACAGACCCUCCUCAGGAGGCCUACGCAGACAUCACUGUGCUGGUCCCACCAGGCAGUCCAAUCAUGGAUUCCCAAGAGGAUGUGGUCAGUGAGGGGAACGAGACAGAGCUCACCUGUACAGCCAUGGGCAGCAAGCCUGCCGCCUCCAUCAGAUGGAUGAAAGGAGAGCAGGAGCUGACAGGUAAGAUGACGGUGGAUGAGACCUACGACGGGAUGUUCACAGUCACCAGUAGGCUGAGACUCACCGUGUCCAAGGAGGACGACGGAGCGCCAGUCAGCUGCAUCAUCGACCACCCAGCCGUGAAGGACCUCCGGGCACAGAGAUACCUGGAAGUGCUAUAUCAACCAGAAGUGAAGAUUGUUCAGGCAUUCCCUGAAGGUUUAACGAGAGAGGGAGAGAAUCUAGAGCUGACGUGCAUAGCAAAAGGCAAACCACAGCCCCAUCAGAUCAGCUGGCUCAGAGUGGAUGAUGAUGUGCCGUCUCACACCGUGAUCACCGGCUCUGACCUCUUCAUCGAAAACCUCAACAAGUCGUACAACGGCACGUACCGCUGUGUGGCCUCCAACGCCGUGGGAGAGGCCUACGAUGACUACAUCCUCUUUGUAUACGAUGCUCCUACCACGAUCCCCGCACCCACCACCUUGAACCUAGACAACACCCAAGACUCCAGAGCUGGCGAGGGGGCGCCACAGAAGAUAGACCACGCUGUCAUCGGAGGCGUGGUUGCCGUGGUGAUGUUCGCUAUCCUCUGUGCACUCAUCGUCCUGGGGCGCUACUUCGCCAGACACAAAGGCACCUACUUCACACAUGAAGCCAAAGGGGCAGACGACGCAGCAGAUGCAGACACUGCCAUCAUUAAUGCAGAGGGGGGACACAACAACACGGAAGAGAAGAAGGAGUACUACAUCUAAUGAUGAGAGGCCAGGGGGGGGUGUUAUGGUGGGGGUCCUGUAGGAGCACUAUAUCUAACUCUGAAUGGGCCGGAGGGGUGGGGGAGAGGUGGAGGAUGAAAGGUGCAACUAAGGAGGAAAGAGAGGUGGGGAAAGGAGAAGAGAAAAGGAGAGGAGUGAUGAGAAUUGAAGAGGAGAGGAAGAUUGGAGUGGAUGAGUAGUGGGAGGCUUCAUUGCUUCGUCGUGGAUUCUCCCAUCCAACCUCUCCUGGACUGCUGGGUCCCAUUCUGUACAGUUCAAUUAUUUUACAGACAAUUUUGUGCCUUGUUCUAUUUCUUUCGUAAUUGUUGUC